Molecule: messenger RNA, 754 nt
Organism: Coccidioides immitis RS
Lineage: Eukaryota; Fungi; Ascomycota; Eurotiomycetes; Onygenales; Onygenaceae
Exons: 4
Coding region: 28-612 (194 amino acids)
Molecular function (GO): carbon-sulfur lyase activity
Source: RefSeq, a predicted model, not a curated record
GCAAGAUGCCAUGGAAUCUUUGUCCAGAUGGUGAACAGCCUAUUAUAUACAUCAAUCCGCAAAUUGGCCAAGCAAUAUCAUUUUCAUAUAUAUCAAUUUCCGGAUAUCCGUCAUUUGGCCACGUCCCGUUCCUCAAUGGCACAGUCUAAGAAGAAUUCUUCCCAAUCUUCUCAACCUGGUUCCAAAUGGCACGACGACCCGCCGUAUGCGGUCCAGCCACCAGAGGAAUUUGGCACAGUUUACUGGCGCGCUAGCUGCUGCUGUGGACAAGUUAAAUAUCAGCUGAACAGAAAGAAGCCCCUGGAUGCGAAAUUCUGUCAUUGCGUGGGUUGCCAGAAGUUGCACGGUGCUCCAUUUCAAUGGGCUGCCAUAUUCCACAAAUCUGAUAUCAAUUUCCUAAACGGACCCAGAGGACUAGACUUCUACCAAAGCGGUGAAAACCUUCGCGAGCACAAGCUGCCCUAUCUUGGUGAAGGUCAACUAAAGAGAGACGCAUUGGAUAUUUUUGCCCCGAGUUGUCACAUCUUCUAUUCCCAGAGAGUCAUCAACAUAAAUGACAGAAAGCCCAAAUGGGAGGGACUGAAUGGCUCGAGUAGAAGAAUGGACUCGUGACUGAAUUGCGUAGAUGUGCGGUUUUGCCCGGAAUUGGCUUUUUCUCGGUAACGUGGCGUUUGUUUGUAGCAAUCGAGGCAUUCUAUAUCUAUUGCCACAGUCAUAGAGACUCCAAGAAUCCUAGAGAUGCACGUGGGGUAAG